Messenger RNA from Myodes glareolus (Bank vole), 1012 nucleotides. The record is from RefSeq and is a predicted model, not a curated record. Lineage: Eukaryota; Metazoa; Chordata; Mammalia; Rodentia; Cricetidae.
CUGCGCCUGUGCUGAAUUCCAGCUGUGCCUGUGAUCAGAGAAAAUGAUGCCCAGGAUGGGUUCUGCCGCCCGCCGGCUGCGGAGAGGCCCACACUGCACACGCGCAGACCCAGCGUCCGCGUCAAAACACCGGCAGACAGCGCGCUGCCCAUGUCCUGCGCGCCUGGCUGCCAGGCGUUCCUUUGGGCCGUGACUCCCGCCGGCCUGGGGCGGACGAGCUCACGUCUGACUGGCGAUGCCCCGGGAGAUCAUCACCCUGCAGCUGGGCCAGUGCGGCAACCAGAUUGGGUUCGAGUUCUGGAAACAGCUGUGUGCUGAGCAUGGCAUCAGCCCCGAGGGCAUCGUGGAGGAGUUCGCCACCGAAGGCACUGACCGCAAGGACGUCUUUUUCUACCAGGCAGACGAUGAGCAUUACAUCCCCCGGGCUGUGCUGCUGGACCUGGAGCCCCGGGUGAUCCAUUCCAUCCUCAACUCCUCCUAUGCCAAGCUCUACAACCCAGAGAACAUCUACCUGUCUGAGCACGGAGGAGGAGCUGGCAACAACUGGGGCAGGGGAUUCUCACAGGGUGAGAAAAUUCAUGAGGACAUCUUUGACAUCAUAGACCGAGAAGCAGAUGGAAGUGACAGCCUCGAGGGCUUCGUGCUGUGCCAUUCCAUUGCUGGAGGGACAGGCUCUGGUCUGGGCUCCUAUCUCUUAGAGAGACUGAAUGACAGGUACCCCAAGAAAUUGGUGCAGACAUAUUCCGUGUUUCCCAACCAGGACGAGAUGAGCGACGUCGUGGUGCAGCCCUACAACUCCCUCCUCACCCUAAAGCGGCUGACCCAGAAUGCAGACUGUGUGGUGGUGCUGGACAACACGGCCCUGAACCGGAUCGCCACAGACCGCCUGCACAUCCAGAACCCAUCCUUCUCCCAGAUCAACCAGCUGGUGAGUCUACUCCUGGAAAUGAAGCCCUCUACCAGAGGAUCCUCAGAGAAGGGAUGUUCCACCCCCAUCCCAUCCCAUAAUAUC